AAAAAAAAAGAUACUGCGAGGUAAAACAGCAAGGAAGCAACGGAAGUGUGCAUGACAGCCUUUGCCUUUGUGUGAUUGUGACCCCGUUCGUUCCUCUUUCCCUCCGUCACCAUCCCCCAAACCCCAUACGGCGCCGUUUCCCUCUCUUCUGUCGUUUCUUUCGCCUCUUCCCUCCGAUGCGCUUCUCCAUCUCAUUCCUCGUUGUCGUUUUCGUCGCGCUUUGCGAUUCUUCGAGUCAACGCUCCCGUUUCGCUUCUCUUAAUUGUCGUUUUGUCGAUUCAUCCGCAUAAAAAAGCACCUUCUUCACACGCUUUCUUCGUCAUUCUCUGAGUCUCAGGCACUCCCUUUCAUUCCGAAUUUCCUUUAUCUCAAUUCAAAGAAACCACAACUGCCACGUGGUGACGCGAAAUCGUACACUGCUACUUAUUUCGUUGAAGAAAAAAAAAACACGUUUUAAUCGGUGUUUUUUUUAUGCCUAAAAGUCACUUGCGGAAAUUAGGUUAGGUUCGAGCGGCACUUUGCCAUUGUUGAUGGAGCGGUCCGGGAGCUUAAACAGCAGUCAGCAUGUUAUAGAAAUAGCUGGGAGCGCCGAUGCUUCCACAUCGUCUGCAUCACAUCAUGAUAGACAUUUUAAUGGCACAAAUGUGACGCAGCAUGAAGAAAGAAUUAGCGGUGCAAGGAUGCCUCUUUCUCAGCCUUCAGUUUCAGCAACUAGUGUAUCUAAUGGGUCAAAUAGUCGAAACUCAUCGUUCAUAAGACGAGGGGAUACUCGGCGGAAUAGGAGUCCUGUGCAUUCAGGGUUAUGGAUAUCUAUUGAGCUGGUCCUACUCCUGAGCCAGAUUGUUGCAUCUAUAAUUGUUUUGUCUUUGUCAAGGCAUGAACAUCCGCGUACCCCGUUGUUUCAAUGGAUCAUUGGUUAUGCUUCUGGAUGUGCUGCUACCCUCCCUCUACUUUAUUGGCGGUAUUAUCAUCAUAACCAUAUGCAAGAGCAAGAGUCAUCUCAAUCUAGGCAGACUUCUCCUCGGAUUAAUGAUCCUUCAGGGACACUUCUUUUCAGUUCUAGAACUAAUGGUGGAGAAGAUGGUCAGUCUGCCGUUGCAUCUUCCAGAAGCAAUCAACCUUCAUUAUUGAUGAAUAGAAGAAUGAAGACACUAGUGGAGUACUUCAAAAUAUCUUUAGAUUGCUUUUUUGCUGUAUGGUUUGUUGUUGGAAAUGUAUGGAUCUUUGGGGGACAUUCAUCUGCCAAUGAAGCUCCUAAUUUGUACAGGUUAUGUAUAGUGUUUCUUGCAUUUAGCUGCAUUGGUUAUGCUAUGCCCUUCAUUUUCUGUUCAACAAUCUGCUGUUGUCUCCCUUGUAUAAUUUCUAUCCUUGGGGUUAGAGAGGAUAUGUCACAAAACAGAGGGGCAACUUCUGAAUCUAUUAAUGCUUUGCCGAUUUACAAGUUCAAGAUGAAGAAAAAUAAAAGAAAUGGCAAUGGCAACUCAGCUGCUGCCGAAGGUGGAGUUGUGGCUGCAGGAACUGAAAAAGAGCAUGUGAUAUCUGGAGAAGAUGCGGUUUGCUGCAUCUGCCUGGCAAAGUAUGAGAAUAAUGAUGAGCUGAGAGAAUUGCCUUGUUCUCAUCUUUUCCACAAAGACUGCGUCGAUAAAUGGUUGAAGAUAAAUGCAUUAUGCCCUCUUUGCAAGAGUGAUGUUGGUGAGAACUUAACAGGAUCGGUCUCUGGAGAAGAUGCCAGCCAACAACAGGGUGAGAGCAGGGUUGAGAAUGGCCUCACGAAUACCUCAGUCUAGUUGAGUUAUAUAGAAAUAUACAAUUUGGAUCCUCUCAUUUUCCCCUUAGAACUGGAGAAUCUCCUCUGGCAAGUUACGACGAGAGAGAAAGAACCAAUCACCUAUUUAGAAAAGCUGGUGAACCCUGCACAGGUAGUGGUGGGUAAACUAAUCACAUAUUUAUGAAACCGGUGGAUCUUGCACAGGAAAUGGUAGGUUCCUAUGCAAUAAACUGUAUUUUUCUCUCUCAUGACAAGAAGCUCGUCUUCUCAACGAUAAGGAAAUAAUCUGAAGCCCCUUUUAUGCAUAUGCACACUUUGUGCUGUUGUAAAGGUUUUUUUCAAUGCACUACACUCUUUGGAAGGAUGUUUGAUUGAGGUCAUCCAUAGCAUUUUUGUUGAUGUGUUUUUCUUUUCUUGUUGGAACUUAAGGUGGCCGAUACAAGGCAUCACCUUCUGUAGUCUGGUGAUGCAGCUGUUUGUUCAAGGGACGCUCAUCAUGGCCGUGUAAUCUGUGGUAUUGACAAUGGGAAUUAAAGCGUAUGAUUUCAUCUAAAUGGGUCACAGGAAUAUAUAUAUAUAUAUAUAACGUGAAAGGUAGCGCCUUUUUCAUCAUUUGGCAAUUGUCAUGUAUUUUUAAAUGUAUUUGUUUUAAUUCUCGAGGAUUAUUUAUAGGCAUUUUACUAGAGGCUACAAUUUAUUAUGGCCUCCUUCAUUUGUUUUCAGUAUUAUUUGAAUAAUAAAAAUUCCAUAACAGAGUAGUUAACGAA
This is a messenger RNA of Glycine soja, 2535 nucleotides long. Its product is annotated as E3 ubiquitin-protein ligase At1g63170-like. The record is from RefSeq and is a predicted model, not a curated record. The transcript is spliced from 6 exons. The coding region runs from base 531 to 1787 and encodes 418 amino acids. NCBI's taxonomy places the organism in Eukaryota, Viridiplantae, Streptophyta, Magnoliopsida, Fabales, Fabaceae.